Molecule: messenger RNA, 1329 nt
Organism: Cydia splendana
Lineage: Eukaryota; Metazoa; Arthropoda; Insecta; Lepidoptera; Tortricidae
Exons: 2
Coding region: 65-1327 (420 amino acids)
Source: RefSeq, a predicted model, not a curated record
GGUGGAUGGUAUAAAGCCAAGGUGCUCCUCGGAGCGGCACACACGGGCCCACGCCAGCACAGCCAUGAGGAGCGCGGUUAUAAUAUUCUCAAUGGUGGCCGCGAUUGCGGCAGAAGCACCAUAUCAUCUGCCGCGACCGGCGGCGCACGCACCGUCGUUCAACUACCCCUCAGCGCCGCCGCCGCCGCCGCCGCCGCCGCCGGCUCACGCACCGCCGCCACCGCCCCCGCCUCCGUCAGCGUACCCGCACCAGCAUCCGCACCCGCAUCCGCACCCGCAUCCUCACCCUUAUCCGCAACCGCAACCGCAGUUUGUUCAAUACCCACCACAACCUGCGCCUGCACCACAGUUUAAUACAGGAUCUGGUUAUCACUAUUCGCAACCCGCUCCUCAGCCCCAACCCCAGCCCCUUAUACACUCUCAUCCUCCACCCCCUCAACCUCUUCCAAUCAUACCCUAUCCUCAGUAUGCGCAACCUCAACCACAACCUAUCCCUCAGAUCCCACCAAGCUAUACUUAUGCUCAACCCCAGCCUCAACCAGCCCCGGCCCCUCGGCCUGCACCACCCGCUCCGGUGCAGCCGGCGCCCCUGCCCGCCUUCUUAGCGCCUGUUCCUGGAUACUCCACGCCACAGGCCCAACCCGCGCCACCCGCCCAGCCAAACCCUCAGUCGCAAAUUCAACAGGGAUACACAUACCAGCAACCUCAACUCCAAUUCCCGCAAGUCCCUUUCCCGGCGCAGCCACUUCAACCGCAGCCUCUUUAUGCGCAACCCCUUCAACCGCAGCCUCUCCAGGCGCAAUCUCUACAAUCGCAGCCUCUGCAAACGCAACCUCUACAAUCGCAGCCUCUGAGCAAUAACGUGGCAUCGUCUGCUUGGUCCAGCUACCAGGCGGAUAAUAACCAAUACAGCAGUGCAAGUCUUCGGUCGCACGGAGAGGCUUUAGACGCAACAGUUGUCGACCGGGUUCAAAAUAUUAUAAAAGAUAAUGAGCACAGUUCGGCAAGAAAUGCCGGCUAUGUAUCCCUUGUUUCUGGGGUUUCAUUAGAACAGGCCAGACCUAGUAUAGAGAUCUCUUCCUUUGUUCAUAAUUCUCCUCUUCAAAUCACCCAAACUUCGGAACAUAAUUCAAUCGAGCAGUCGUCGUCUAAUCAGUCGUCAGAGGCGUCCGUGACGUCAGUCUCUGGAGCGGCGUCGGCUGCGGCGCCCUCGCAGGACUACGGCUUGCCCACGAUCACGGCCAACAGCCAGGCACCACAACUAGACGCAAGUCAUAGUUUUCUACCCCAAAACAAACCCGCUACGUCAUACGGCUCGCCGUUAUAACC